AUGGGUGGGUGGCUCCUACCAGGCGGCGUCGGCAUCGGCGUCAGAGGAGCAGAAGGGGGGGGAAUUGGAGGAGUUGCAGAGGAGGUGGGUGAGGGGCUUCUGCCAGACGGCGAGGUCGUCCUUCUCGACGACCUUGGUCCAGCAGAGGCGGCGGGCGAGGGCCUCGAUCUUGUCCUGCUCAUGGUGGAGGUCCUCGGGGGUCCUCUCCCAGCCCUUGUGGUACUUUCUCCACCGAAUCGGCGGGCCGGAGAGGAUCCAGUACCCCCCCGGCCGCAGCACCCUGUCCACCUCCAUCAGGUACAGCCCCUCUGCAGAGCAAGUUACAGUAGAGAGCGAGAGAGAGAGAGAGAGCAAGUUACAGUAGAGAGAGAAAGAGAGAAAGAGAAGUUACAGUAGAGAGAUGAGGAUGAUUGGCACCGUAUUCGAACCAGGGGAUGAGGCAGCGGGAGCAGUGGGCCAUGUCGAAGGCGCGGGUGGGGUAG
This is a messenger RNA of Spirodela intermedia, 482 nucleotides long. NCBI's taxonomy places the organism in Eukaryota, Viridiplantae, Streptophyta, Magnoliopsida, Alismatales, Araceae. The record is from the annotation of a GenBank genome assembly.